AAACAAAUCAUCCACUCUGUGUUUGCGUGCGUGCAUGCGUGUGUGUGUGAGAGAGAAGAGAGCCUUGCAUCAUGCAAUCAUGCAAGGUUCUUUUAACACAACUCUGUAGCUGCGUUGACAAAAGAUAUUGUAAUUUGUAUCUCCAAUAUGAAAACCGAAAACUUUAUGUUAUUUUUUGAAAGUCUGGCCUGCCUAUUUAAGAAGAUAUCCGGGUUGCUAAGAUACAUGCCAGCACUUUCUGCUCCAUCCUGUCUAUUCUCCCCCACGUUUCCUGCAUUAAACUUUUCUCAUUCAAUCAAAAAACUCGAUCCCCCAUUGCUUUUUCUUUUUUCUUUUUUCAAAUCAAGAUCUUUUCAGAGCUUCAAUUAGUAACAAAAGGCAAGAUGUGGGCAUUGUUCAUUGGAGCUUUGAUAAUUAUAAUCAUCACACAUUGGGUUUACAGCUGGAGAAAUCCCAGAUGCAAAGGAAAACUUCCACCAGGUUCUAUGGGCUUGCCACUCCUUGGAGAGACGCUUCAGUUCUUUGCUCCAAACACUUCUUCUGAUAUUCCUCCAUUCAUCAAAGAAAGGAUGGAUAGGUUUGGGUCUAUAUUCAGGACAAACUUGGUGGGAAGACCAAUUGUGGUAUCCACUGACCCGGAUCUCAAUUACUUUGUCUUCCAACAAGAAGGACAACUGUUUCAAAGCUGGUACCCAGAAACGUUUACAGAGAUUUUCGGACGACAGAAUGUGGGUUCCUUACACGGGUUCAUGUACAAGUACCUCAAGAACAUGGUGCUGAAUCUUUUUGGUCCUGAAAGCCUUAAAAAGAUGCUCCCUGAGGUUGAACAGGCAGCGAACAGAAGAUUACACCAGUGGUCAUGUGCGGACACCGUUGAACUAAAAGAUGCAACAGCCAGUAUGAUUUUUGAUCUGACUGCAAAGAAAUUGAUAAGUUAUGAUGCGGAUAAUUCCUCUGAGAAUCUAAGGGAGAACUUCGUUGCAUUCAUUCAGGGAUUGAUCUCCUUCCCUUUGAACAUUCCCGGAACGGCUUUUCACAAAUGUUUGCAGGGUAGGAAAAGGGCAAUGAGGAUGCUUAAGAACAUGUUACAGGAAAGACGGGCAAUGCCCAGGAAUCAGCAAAGUGAUUUUUUUGAUUAUGUCCUCGAAGAGCUUCAAAAAGAAGGAACAAUUCUCACAGAGGCAAUUGCUCUGGAUUUGAUGUUUGUGCUGCUGUUUGCCAGCUUUGAAACAACUUCCCUCGCUAUAACUUUGGCCGUUAAGUUUCUUUCAGAAUACCCUCUGGUAUUGAGACAACUGACGGAAGAGCAUGAGGCAAUUCUUAACCAGCGGGAAAAUGCUGAUUCUGGACUUUCCUGGAAAGAAUACAAAUCAAUGACAUUUACAUUCCAGUUCAUAAAUGAAACAGUUAGACUGGCAAAUAUAGUUCCGGGGAUCUUCCGAAAAGCAUUGAGAGAUAUACAAUUUAAAGGAUAUACAAUUCCAGCAGGUUGGGCGGUUAUGGUAUGUCCCCCAGCUGUACACUUGAACCCAGCAAAAUAUGAAAAUCCUGUUGCUUUCAAUCCAUGGAGGUGGCAGGGAGUGGAAUUAAAUGGCGCAUCCAAACAUUUCAUGGCUUUCGGUGGCGGCAUGAGAUUCUGUGUCGGAACAGACUUUACUAAGGUGCAAAUGGCUGUGUUUCUCCAUUGUUUGGUAACAAAGUACAGGUGGAAACCUAUCAGAGGAGGAAAUAUUGUCCGAACUCCUGGCUUGCAAUUUCCUGAAGGCUUUCACAUUCAUCUUGCAAAGAAGGAUGCGAGGAAACAGGAAGAAACAGUAAACAACUCGGCAUAAUCAAAAGAUAGUAAUUGUAAUCAGUCUCUCUGUCGGAGUGGUUAUGCCUUCGUUCAUUGUAAAUGCUUCUUCGCUUAUAUUGAGCACUGUGCUUAUGGUGCCUCGGAUGCUCAUGAUGUUUAUGAACAUGAAUUCGAGGGUUGUCAAGAUCAAUUUUGUGCCUCCGGAUAUCCCUGCUGCUACUCUGAUUAUCGGUCUCGAAAUGAUCUUCCCACCAGUCGUAAAGAGGAUCAAAGAGUCCUUUUUGAUGUAAAAGCCAUAGUAGAACAAGCACUGCAGCUCAGAGUACAGUGUAUUAUAUAUCAUUUUCUUACUCCA
Juglans microcarpa x Juglans regia is the source of this 2150-nucleotide messenger RNA. Its product is annotated as cytochrome P450 87A3. Gene Ontology annotation, biological process: sterol metabolic process. The transcript has 10 exons. Gene Ontology annotation, molecular function: iron ion binding; heme binding; oxidoreductase activity, acting on paired donors, with incorporation or reduction of molecular oxygen. The record is from RefSeq and is a predicted model, not a curated record. The coding region runs from base 384 to 1832 and encodes 482 amino acids. Lineage: Eukaryota; Viridiplantae; Streptophyta; Magnoliopsida; Fagales; Juglandaceae.